GUUGGGAAGGGUAGGGAGGUGGGGGAAGGGAGGGGAGAAGAGAACCAACAGAAAGUCUCAGAAUAUUUGCUAAGGAGGUGACUCAGCAGCAGGAGACUCAAUUCCCUCCACCCAUCUGGGAUUCUUGUUUGUUUGUUUGUUUUCAGGACAGGGUUUCAUUGUGUCCCUUGCUGUCCUAGAACUCACUAUGUAGACCAGGCUGGCCUUGAACUCACAGAGAUCUGCCUGCCUCUACCUCAUGCUGGGAUUAAAGGCAUGUAUCACCACUGCCCAGCCCAUCUGUAAUUCCUGUUCCAGGAGAUUCAAUGUCAUUUCAAUGCCAUCUCUGGCUUCCCUGGGUACCAGGUAUGCAUAUGGUAUACAUAUAGACAUACACAUGUAGGCAAAACAUCCAUUUAUAUAAAAUUAAAUAAAAUGCCUUAACACCAACAAGAUUAAUAACCAUAGGUUAUUAGAUGAAAAUCCCAAUGUCAGAGAUAGGAAUUGCCUACCUCUGUUGUUAGAUAGAAAGCACACACACACACACACUACAAGCAAUUGUCAAUGUUUCUGGGUUUCCAUCAGAACUAAGAUCUUGCUGCCAAAGGUGACAUAUGCUUCGGUUGCAAGACAUACUGAAAUCAAGCUGGUGCUAAGAAGCUUCCUUUCUGGUGGCUAACUGGUGCUCUGCAGGCUGCUGGGGAGGCUGGUCACCAACAUUGUUAUUUAGCUGUGGACAUCUAUACAAUAACGCCUACUGGCAAUAUGAGCCCUGGGGCAAUGGCAGCAGGUCUCUUCAGCAGAUAACCAGCAGCUUUCUGAGUGGAUUUGAUGCCCUUGCCAUCUACAUGGUACUAUAAAUCUGGUUAAAUGCUCUGGCUGGGGGAAAAGAAAAACAAAACAAAACAACAGCAGCAACAACAACCAAAACCUCUGGCUGGGAGGUCAUAGGCCCUUAUAGGGCAUCCACUGCUGUCGUUUUGCAAAGCGGACGUGAUGCGCCUGUCUAACUGCCUUCUAGAUAACUUUCUGUCUAUAGAGUAGUGGUGCUUUCAGUUUUGGUCAGAGAACGUACUGUCUGCAGUGAUAGGCAGUGACUGCAGAGACAACUCUGGUCAGAGUUCUGAGAAUAAACCACUGGUGAGUGCUCAGGAAUAAAUGGGACACCUACAUCACCCCUCCCCACCCCAAAACCCAGGGAGCACUCCCAGAGAAGGGACAGAGAGAGAUUAUUUAUUAACUUUUUCUUUUAACUUUUCUUUUGUUUUGAGACAGAAUUUUACUGUGUAGAUCAGGCUGGUCUUAAAACUCACAGAAAUCUGCCUGCCUCUGUCUCCUGAGUGCCAGGAUUUAAAGGCCUAUCUUUCCAGUGUAAAGGCAGGCGAAGGCGGUUGAAGAGGUGGGGAAUGCUAAUCUCUAAGUGGGACUUGGGUGUUACACUCUUGAGCUCAUGGAAGCUGUGCCACUCGUAGAGGAUCCACACAAACUUGAGUUUGUGUCAACUCAACACUCUGUCGCGGAGGGUAAGGGAUUCAUGGAGUCCCACCCCAGCCUGAAGAUCUCUAUGCCGGUAAUGGUUGGCAGGGAAGGGAGAGAAGUCAUCUUCAGUGUGAGACUCUGGUAAGCUAUGCAUGCUCCCCUAAACUACCCUAAUGAAGCUCACUGGGAUUGAAAACUAAAAAAGACAUGAAAGUGGGAGGCAGGAGAUGGUUGGCAAGAGGAGAGGGGUUAGGUGUGAAGAGAAGAGAGGGUAAGACUGAAUGCGUAGUGUAAUCGGAAUGCAUUAACUACAAUAUGAAAAUGUCAUGUAAUCCAUUAUGUGUGACUAAUGUAUGAUAAUAAUGUUCCUCUUUCUAUUUUUAUGGCCUACACACACACACACACACACACACACACACACACACACACACACACACACUUAAAUCUAGAUUCUCUGUUUAAGGGGAAAAAACAUGUAAUACUUGCCUUUCUGAGUCUGGCUUAAAUUUCAUAUUUUCAUAUAAUUUUAUUUAUAGUUAACUUAGGAUUUUUAAAGUAUUUAACUUUUGAGACAGUGUCUUGCUAUAUAUAGUUCAGAUAGGCCUGCACUUUGUAACCAUUCUCCUAUCUGAGCCUCCUCAGUGCUAGUGUUACAAGUAUAUUCCAUUAUACCCUGAAGAAUGUUGUAUUCUUUUUAAAAAUAAAGCUUCCCCAUAUUUUGUAUGUUUUAAAAUAGUCAAAUAUUGCAUCAUUUAGAGUAGCAAGAAAUUUCCUGUUGUUGCUAGACAAGGAUAAUCUCAGAGAUUUGUUUUAGUCUCAGGAAAUAUUGCUGAAGAAUUAUGGUUCAUUUUAAUUUGUGUGAACUACAUUUGAAAUUCUUUAUGUGAAAUACUAACUUCAAAUUGCCUGCCAAGGGUUCAAUGAAGAGGGUGCAGCGUGUUUUGUGUUCAAAAUCAUGAUUUUCUGAAGGGAGUUUGAAUAGUGUAAAACCAGAAAGGGUUGCUAAUAUCUUAAUAGAGGAAGUCCAAACUACACCUUUCCCAGUUUUUUUUUUUAACUUGAAACUAAUUUUGUAACAUUCUGUUUACUGAACUUCCUCAUUUGCAAGGGUUUUCACACUGAAUUAGAUCUUGAGUGGAUUUGUGCCCAUCGAAGAGAGGAUUUAUGCAAACGGAGAUGUGGAAGCAUUCUCUGGAAUAACCUGCCUUGUUAAGGCACUGAUACCACAGAUGUGGACGGCUCCCUGAAACGCGAUCUUUUCUGAGAUAGGCUCUGUAGGAUCAAAAUGUCAACAUGUCUUCAUGAAUUCUUCAGCCUCUUUCAUUCUUCCUCCCUCCCCUUCUGAGAGAGAGAGAGAGAGAGAGAGAGAGAGCGCUCACUUUGUUUCUCAGGUGUCUCAAACUCUGAGACUCAAGUGAUCUUGCAGCUGGGGACAGUCCUGAGGAGCUGGGACUGCACCACCUCUCCUCAAUUCUCUCCAGACAGGCUGACCUAGAUAGAAUCUGUAUGGUUCUCAGCAAGCAAUAUUUUAGCUUUAGUUCCGUUUUGUCCUUUCGCUGUUUGCUAGCAGUGCGUUCUGGGGAUAUUGUGCUAACUGCCUCCCCGGUGCUUCCCAUCCUGUGUAGAGCUGUACUCUCAGUGUUUGCAAAGCUACUGGAGGUCUGAAGAAGUACAGAGACCAACACUUCCCUUAAUGAGGGCCAGUACUUCCCCAGUCACGGGUGAGAUGGACCAUCAGAAGCAGUGGACUUUGCUUCCUCUAAAAGAAAAACGUGAGGUUUAUAAUGGAAGCUUGACAAAUUCUGAAACAAAAUGCCCGCUUGAUGAGCAGAGCAGGGCAUAGGUGGGCGUCACCCAGGCCUUUCUGCUCACUGGGAUGUGAAAAGCUGAACUCACAGACUCUUGCUCUGCGGCAUGGACCAAAGAGAAAUUCUGCAGCAACUACUGAAAGAAGCCCAGAAAAAGAAACUCAACAGUGAGGAGUUUGCCAGUGAAUUUCUGAAGCUGAAAAGGCAAUCCACCAAGUACAAGGCCGACAAAAUCUAUCCUACAACUGUGGCUCAGAGGCCCAAGAAUAUCAAGAAAAACAGAUACAAGGAUAUUUUGCCCUAUGAUCACAGCCUGGUAGAGCUGUCUCUGUUAACUUCCGAUGAGGAUUCCAGUUAUAUCAAUGCCAGCUUUAUUAAGGGUGUCUAUGGACCCAAGGCUUAUAUUGCUACCCAGGGUCCUUUAUCUACAACUCUCCUGGACUUCUGGAGGAUGAUUUGGGAGUACCGCAUCUUGGUCAUUGUCAUGGCAUGUAUGGAGUUUGAAAUGGGAAAGAAAAAAUGUGAGCGUUAUUGGGCCGAACCAGGAGAAACGCAGCUGCAAUUUGGCCCCUUUUCUAUAUCCUGUGAAGCUGAGAAAAAGAAAUCUGAUUAUAAAAUCAGGACUCUGAAGGCCAAGUUCAAUAAUGAAACUCGAAUUAUUUACCAGUUUCAUUAUAAGAAUUGGCCAGACCAUGAUGUGCCUUCAUCUAUAGACCCUAUUCUUCAGCUCAUCUGGGAUAUGCGUUGUUACCAAGAAGAUGACUGUGUUCCUAUAUGCAUUCACUGCAGUGCCGGCUGCGGAAGGACAGGUGUCAUUUGUGCUGUUGAUUAUACAUGGAUGCUGCUGAAAGAUGGGAUAAUUCCUAAGAACUUCAGUGUUUUUAAUUUGAUUCAGGAGAUGCGAACACAGAGGCCUUCGCUAGUUCAAACUCAGGAACAGUACGAACUGGUCUACAGUGCUGUGUUAGAGCUGUUUAAGAGGCACAUGGAUGUUAUCUCUGAUAAUCACCUUGGAAGAGAGAUUCAAGCACAAUGCUCAAUUCCUGAACAAAGCCUCACGGUAGAAGCUGACUCUUGUCCUCUGGAUUUACCAAAAAACGCCAUGAGGGAUGUGAAAACGACAAACCAGCAUAGCAAACAAGGGGCUGAAGCGGAGAGCACUGGAGGGUCUUCCCUUGGCCUUAGGACUUCUACGAUGAAUGCCGAGGAAGAGUUGGUUUUGCACUCGGCUAAAUCAAGCCCUUCUUUUAACUGUUUAGAGCUAAACUGCGGGUGUAACAACAAGGCUGUCAUAACCAGGAACGGGCAGGCAAGGGCUUCUCCAGUCGUGGGAGAGCCCCUUCAGAAGUAUCAAAGUCUGGAUUUUGGUUCCAUGUUGUUUGGGUCGUGUCCUAGUGCUCUGCCCAUAAACACAGCGGACAGGUAUCACAAUUCAAAGGGGCCGGUAAAACGGACCAAAUCAACUCCCUUUGAACUGAUUCAGCAGAGAAAAACAAAUGACUUGGCCGUGGGAGACGGUUUUUCAUGCCUGGAAUCUCAGCUGCAUGAGCAUUACAGUCUCAGGGAGCUGCAGGUGCAAAGAGUGGCCCAUGUUUCUUCAGAAGAGCUGAAUUAUUCACUGCCUGGUGCCUGUGAUGCGUCGUGUGUGCCCCGGCACAGCCCCGGCGCUUUGAGAGUGCAUCUGUACACAUCUUUAGCGGAAGAUCCUUAUUUUUCAUCAUCCCCUCCGAAUAGUGCUGAUUCGAAGAUGUCUUUUGAUCUGCCUGAGAAACAGGAUGGAGCCACUUCCCCUGGCGCUCUAUUGCCAGCCUCUUCUACAACCUCCUUCUUUUAUAGCAACCCACACGACUCCCUAGUGAUGAACACUCUGACCAGCUUUUCCCCACCGUUAAACCAAGAGACAGCUGUAGAAGCUCCUUCUCGGAGGACAGAUGAUGAAAUCCCCCCGCCACUCCCUGAACGGACACCCGAGUCUUUUAUUGUGGUUGAGGAAGCCGGAGAGCCCUCACCACGUGUUACCGAAUCCUUACCUCUGGUGGUAACAUUUGGAGCAUCACCAGAAUGCAGUGGGACAUCUGAAAUGAAGAGCCAUGACUCUGUAGGGUUUACACCAAGCAAGAAUGUGAAACUCCGAAGUCCCAAAUCAGAUCGACAUCAGGAUGGUUCUCCUCCACCUCCUCUCCCAGAAAGAACUCUAGAGUCCUUCUUUCUUGCUGAUGAGGACUGUAUACAGGCCCAAGCCGUGCAAACUUCUUCUACUAGCUAUCCUGAAACCACAGAGAACUCCACAUCUUCUAAACAAACAUUGAGGACCCCUGGAAAAAGUUUCACAAGGAGUAAGAGUUUGAAGAUUUUUCGAAAUAUGAAAAAAAGUGUUUGUAAUUCUUCCUCACCAAGCAAGCCUACAGAACGUGUUCAGCCAAAAAAUUCCAGCUCCUUUCUGAAUUUUGGUUUCGGAAAUCGUUUUUCAAAACCCAAAGGACCAAGGAACCCGCCAUCAGCUUGGAAUAUGUAACGCACCUCUGGAUUUAUAAGAAUAUUUGUUAAAAUUGUACCUGCAGAUAAAGCUACUUGAAUACUGCUAUAAUAAUAAUAUCAGUAAUGAGGAUAUAUUUUGUCAAUAGUCUUGAAAAGGAAAGCAAUAUGUGACAAACUUCCAGCAAACUUGUAUUUUCAUAUUCCUUAUAUUUCACUGGGAACUGCCAAUAAAGUUUGUACUUCAGUUUA
Mus musculus (house mouse) is the source of this 5993-nucleotide messenger RNA. It is a transcript of the gene Ptpn22, whose product is annotated as protein tyrosine phosphatase, non-receptor type 22 (lymphoid). Gene Ontology annotation, cellular component: cytoplasm. The record is from RefSeq and is a predicted model, not a curated record. Lineage: Eukaryota; Metazoa; Chordata; Mammalia; Rodentia; Muridae. The transcript is spliced from 23 exons. The coding region runs from base 3373 to 5781 and encodes 802 amino acids. Gene Ontology annotation, biological process: regulation of T cell receptor signaling pathway. Gene Ontology annotation, molecular function: non-membrane spanning protein tyrosine phosphatase activity; protein tyrosine phosphatase activity.